Molecule: messenger RNA, 1126 nt
Organism: Solanum lycopersicum (tomato)
Lineage: Eukaryota; Viridiplantae; Streptophyta; Magnoliopsida; Solanales; Solanaceae
Product: glutaminase domain-containing protein
Source: RefSeq, marked validated
AUAAUCAAUUCUCUCUAAUAAUAAUUCACUCAAAUUUGUGUAUGUUUUUUUAAUUAAGAAAAAAAAAAUGUUGGCAAUAUUCAAAAAUGGUGUUGUUGAUCCACCAAAGGAGUUACAAAGUCCAGCUUCAUUACAAGCAUCAAUUAAAGCUGCAAAUCCUGAAGAAACUAUGAAGAAUUUUUUAUCUGCAAAUCAAAAUAAUGGAUUUUCUAUUGGAUUUAUGAAUAAGGCUUUUUUGGCAUAUUCUAAUCCUUCAACUUCAUACAAUACUUUGUCAAGGUUGUUUUGUGGUGUGAAUGACAUAUAUUGUAUUUUCUUGGGCAAUUUAAGCAACUUGUGUGCUUUAAACAAGCAUUAUGGGCUUUCAAAGUGUGCAAAUGAGGCCAUGCUUGUAAGUGAGGCCUAUCGGACCCUACGUGAUAGAGGCCCAUACCCGGCCCAUCAAGUCCUCAAGGAACUUGAAGGUAGCUUUGGUUUUGUCAUCUAUGAUCACAAGGCUGAUACAGUCUUUGUUGCCCUUGGUGGUGAUGAAAAAGUAAAGCUCUUUUGGGGUAUAGCAUUUGAUGGAUCUGUGAUGAUAUCUGAUAAUGUGGAUCACAUUAAAGCAAGUUGUAUCAAAUCAUUUGCUCCAUUCCCAAGUGGGUGCAUGUACCAUAGUGAAACAGGAUUGAAGAGUUAUGAACAUCCAAGUUACAAGAUGAAAGCAAUGCCAAGAGUUGAUAGUGAAGGUUCAAUGUGUGGAGCUUAUUUCAAGGUUGAUGUUUACUCAAAAGUGAAUAGCAUGCCAAGAGUUGGAAGUUCAGCAAAUUGGGCAACUUGGGGCCAAUAGACGUAGAUUUUGAUCGUUCGAGAUUUUUAGUCUUUUUAUUUGAAAUCGAUAAAAAAAUAAAGAUUUUAUUUAACUAUUGCUUAUGUUUUAUUUUAAAAUUGUAUUUCAGUUAUUUUUAAUCUUCUACGAGGAUCUCAGCUUUGUAAAUUUCUUUUUUCUUUUAUUUAGUAUGUUUCGAGUAGGAAAAACUAAUGUGCAAAUACUUGGCUUUCUUAUAUGGGAUUAUUUGCACUUCUAUUUCUAUGUUGUGUUGUUUAUAAUUUUUUGUCAUUAGUAAUUAAUAACUAUUUCAUUUGA